Molecule: messenger RNA, 4095 nt
Organism: Leucoraja erinaceus (little skate)
Lineage: Eukaryota; Metazoa; Chordata; Chondrichthyes; Rajiformes; Rajidae
Product: coiled-coil domain-containing protein 50-like
Source: RefSeq, a predicted model, not a curated record
UAGAGAGAAAGAGAGAGAGAGAGGGUGAUAUAAAGACGGAGCCCUGAGCUGGGACGGGCACAGCCCAGCUCGGAGACAGUGCGGGAAGUUUGGCAAAGUUUUGCAGCGACUGCUUGUGUUGGGCGACGGAGCGGAGAGGCACCGGAGGCGGCGGCUGGUUGAUUAUUUGGAUGCUCCCACUCAGACCCACUCACUCUCAACUCCGCCAUGAGUGAAAUUGCCAUUGACCAGUCCAAUCUACCUCGGGUCCGAGAAGUGUGCCGCGGCUUUGCAGUCUUGGAGGACAGCGCCCUGGCGCACAAUCUCCAGGAGCAAGAGAUUGAACAGCACUACGCCUCGAACAUCGAGAAGAGCAAGCUGGUGCGGCGGGACGUGCGAGUGGCCAAGAGGCUGCAGGAUGAGGAAGAGAUGGAGGCCCAGCACUACAGCCGGGAGGAGCAGCAGCAGAUCAGGGAGCUGGACUCGCAGUACGCCAGAGUUGUUCAGGAGGAGAUCCAGAAGCGAGUUGUGGAGCGUCAGCAGCGCGAGGCCCAGGACAAGGAAGUGGCCAGGAGGUUGCAGGAAGAGGAGGAGCUGAGGAACCAGAGAGGACUCACACCAGAGGCUGAGGUGUACGGGGCCAGAGAGGAGGCACACCGGCAGAAGGGGAAGAGGCAGUGGCGUGGGCAGGAGGUGGACUCCCUGGACAGGAAGGUGUCGGAGCUGAGUAUCGGCGAUACCUGCAGCACAAAUGAGGAACAACUGGAGAGGGACGAAGCAUUGGCGCGUCUCCUCCAGGAGGAGGAGGAAGUGAGGAUGGUUCAGCUGAAAUCGAAGAGCCAAAAGAACCAGGAAGAGGACUUCCGCACGGCACAGGUGGCCCAGGAUGAGGAAAUCGCCCGCUACAUCCAGAGGCAGGAGCUGAAAGCCCACAAACAGUCCAAGGGGCUGGGGAGAGCAUGUUCCGACGACAGUAACGAUUCCUCGGGCAGGUGUGAGAGACGGAGCCGGGCGGGCAUGUCGCGGCAGGAGCGGCUGAACUCGGAAGGACUCCCGAGUCCCGGCAGCGAGCGGAGUGCGGAGAAACGGGGCCCACCCACGGAACCGCGGCAAGAGCCGCUGCCCAGGUCCACGUUUUCCAGGAACAUCGCCGAGGAACUCGACCCAACCUUCAAACCCAGAACCGCCCAGAGUCCGCCUGUCUCCCUCCGGCCCAUCCCACCAGCGUUGCCGCCCUCACGGGCCGAGCCGCCGGACAAUUUCUACCACUACCCGGACGAGCCCGCGGUGCCCGUCUUUGUCGCACCCACCCGGCGGCGGGAGGAGCGCUUGUUGCAGCAGAAGUCCAAGGAGAAGAAGGAAGGAUGCAAGCAGCAGUGAAAGGCGUCGGCGCCCUGAAUCGUCAGCUAGGCGGCUGUCCCACAGCCUCUGCCACACGCGUGUGCACACAUGUCCCACACACACACACACACACACACACAUAGUGCACACAUGUCCCACACACACACACAUGGUGCACACAUGUCCCACACACACAUGUCCCACACACACACAAAGUGCACACAUGUCCCACACACACACACAUGUCCCACACACACACACAUAGUGCACACAUGUCCCACACACACACACAUAGUGCACACAUGUCCCACACACACACAAAUGUCCCACACGCACAAUGCUGGAGGCAGCAUCUCUGGUGAGAAUGAACGGCUGCCUGUCCCGCUGAGUUACUCCAGCAUUUUGUGUCACCAGCCAACACAGUUUGCCUGCAACUCCCAAAAAAUUUGCCUUGCUCCACAUUUCUGGGGGCAGAGUUCGUGACGAGUCGUCGGGCUGAGGGUGGGAGCUGAGAGCACCGGCUGGUCCCGGGGAGAGGCGAAGGCGGACUCUCCGGUCGCCGCGUUCCUCGCAGCUCCCGCGGUGGGCCAGACAGGCAGUGGCGAGCCCAUGAUAUCACUGCCGGGGCCGCCGCUCCCAGUGCCCACUCUCGCCAGCAGAGGCCGCACCAGACCUGGCUGCUCCUCCUCCUCCCCACGUCCCGGGCAACGUGUCCCAUCCACCGGCUCACAUCCUCACCCAGAGCCGACAGCAUCUCCCUCUACUCGGCUGCCCAAGGGCAACGGCUCAACAUUCCACCCCGUUCAUCCCAGACUUUUCUGAUGUAUUUAAUAAUGUUAGCAUUUCCAUCUCGAUCAAUACUUUGGACAUUGAGGAAGGGGUUUUAAUCUACAGAUGUCCCCAGAAGUGUACGUCAGGACACACGGAGAGAGUUUUGCUUUGUAUCCAGCUCCUGUAUCCAGUCCUGGGAAUGUCUCAACGCAGAGAUUACUUUCCAGAAUUUCUAAACUUCCCUUAGCUGUCUGUAUCUGUUGGAUUUAUUUAUUUAGCUGCUUCCCAGAAACAUUAACUGUAACCAGUGAGCUAAGCUGAAUGUACCAGCAUUUUGAGUACUGUAGUGCCCAGAGAUUUUCGUUUGGUGUUAUUAGUGCGGUCAAUUAAGGGGUUUGUGGGACAGUAAACACACGGACAGGGGAAAUAUUGUGGAUUUUAAAGAUGUCUUGGUGCAUGUGAGACGUGAAGAGAUGUCAUGGGCCAUGCUGACAUUGUAACAGCCAUGUUACAUACAUGUCCAUGUUUAAGUGUCCGUGUCUGGUCAAUCUUGCAUUCCCCGCUGUCCGUGUGGUCACCCGGUCAAUGCAGCCUCACGGAGACCACUCCUCUCGUCCCGUUCCCUCGACUCCCACCUCUGCAGCAGUGGGCAUGUCCACCUCCACUGCAAGGAGUGCUGGCUGAAGAGAUGAGGUCAACAGCAGGUCUCUCCAAGAGUUCUCCAGCGCAUUUUUGUUUAGAGGGUGAAAAGUCAAAUAAUAGGAUUUCCUCACACCACAGUUUUCUCUGCCGCCAAGAUGUACUUCACCGAACCUGGGCCAGGUUUGUGAGGAACCUCUCUCUAAAACCUGCCUAAGGAUGGUGAACCUAAACAGGACAAUGGGAAGGAACCGAUUCCUUUGUCAGUGUAGAGCUCACUUCAGUGGCCAGUGGAUGCCGCUAUUGGUCCUGAUGGAUGGUCGACUUGGGUCCCAAGCCUCCCUCCACCCUCCCCAGCCUCAUGUUCAGGAGACCUCAACAUCUCCGAGUGCAGCGGAGCCCGGGGGCUCUUUAAUUACCGUCGCCAUGGAAACCAUCUCCAUGCCAGUGGGGGCUGGCACGCACUGGCAAUGUGUUUGGAAAGUUCUCGGGGAGUUCUGGGGAAAGUUCCAAGUUCCUGCAUUGUGUUCGUUUUUUUUUUUAGAAAUCCCAAUGUCUAUCCAAUUUCUUCUGAAAAUAGGAAUGGUGGAAAAGCCCCAGUCUGAGGUCUGGCCACUCAGUCGUUUUUCAAUCAGAAUUCUUCCCCAAUCUCCAAGGUUCAGAGUCCUUUGUCCCUUUGUCUCUCCUUUAAAACUCUGUGAAAAUCUUAACCCUAUGAGACAUGACCUGUGACCUCAUUCACUGACCGCUGAACCCAUGACCUGUGACCACGUUCGCUGACCUUCAGCCGGAUAUAAAUCUGCCCCCAAUCCCAAAUGGCAACUUUCAUUCCAGUGUUUCAUCAGUCCCACUUUUAACAUUUCCUUCACAUUUACAUGCUUUCUUGUUUUUUUAUUUAUUUCCAUUUUCCUUCCUGAUUUCGAACCCCUAAUUUGAUAACUGCCCUGUUCCAGAGUUUGUACGCAAUCCCAGGUCACAGAUUCUAAAUUGUGCACCGAGAACCUCUGGAAUGAAAGGAAAUGCAGGUGAAGUUCUGCCUUGCUCUCUCUAAAACUGCCAGUUCCCUCCAAGAGGGAAACUAUGCCUCUCCAAUUUCUUUCAAGUCAGCCUCCUGACUUCUCCUGGCAAGAGAUUAGGGAGGAGUGGGCACAGAAUUUCUUAAAACCCAUUAAAACAGCCCCUCUCGGAAAGUGACAGAGUCUUCAGUCUGAGGAUCAGAGAUGUUUUGGAAAGAGGUUUUACAAUUCCCCUUGGUUUGGGGCCAGAUGCUAAUCGGUUUUCCCUUCUCUAUGCCAGUGAUUUUGUAUUUUAUUUGACUAUGUGUUACUCUGUACAUAAUUAAACAAUGAAAGCAUUCACAUCCAG